GUAACAAGCAACUGCCGCAGAUUAGUGUUAAAGAUAAUUAAUUUUGAAUAAAUAGCCCGAUGAAGGAAAAACAGCAAUUAAAAUCGAAUUAGUGAACAGCAUGAAGUCAGCUACUCUGGUAUUAUUUUCUCUACUCUUCGUUAAUGGAUUGCGGGCGGCUCCUCGACAAGCCAUCGUUCCCCAUGUUAUUAAUGGAAGGGCAUUAGUAGUCCAGCAUGCGGCAGCAGUGUUCGCAGUUGUAAGCGAAAAUGGAGAUGGGUUUUUCGGUGGCGGAAGUAUUGUUUCAGAUCGUCAUAUAAUCACGGGAGCAAAUUUAGUCCUUGGAGCUACUAGCGUUCGUGUUGGCUAUGGAAGCACCUCUCUCACAUCCCUAACUGCAAUAACAACAACAUCAUUUGUUGCUCAUGCUGCUUUCAACCGGACAACAAUGGAAAAUGAUAUUGCGAUUGUGUUUCUUCCUUUUGCUAAUCGAAUUGAGUUUAGUGAUGCUGUUCGCGCAAUCGCUUUGCCCACAGCAGCUCCCGGAAUAGAUUUAGCCGGAUCAUUGGGUGGAUUCGGUUUCACAGAGUCCAAUGGAGUAGAUUGGAGUGACACACUUUUGGUCGCAAGUCUCAUCACGGUAGAUAAUGCUAUAUGUACGGAACGUUGGCCAAGCUUAACAAUGGAAAACCAAUUUUGUGCCAAUGGAGCUCCGAGUCCGGUAAUACCUUCAUUGAUUACAAAUAUCUGUGCUGGUGACUACGGAGCUGGUUUCUACACUGGUGACGGAUUUAUAACAACAACUACGACAACAACAACAACGACUGAAGACCCCGGUGAGGAAGAAAUAAUUGAAGUAGAACCAGCACCAGAAGAAGACGUUGAAACCGAAGAUGGGGAGAAUCAAUCCGGCGAGGUUCAACCAUUCGAUCCGACAAAACUUAGGAGUGCAUCAGUGUCUGAGGGCGAAGAACAAGUCGAACCUGUUCUGGUUGGAAUCGCCUCAGUCGUUGGAGACUGGUGGGAAUGCAAUCCGGAGGAUCCUCGCACUUACACCAUAGUUUUCAAUUACGUUUCUUGGAUUCAAGAUUUAACGGGAAUCGAGGUCUAACGGCGGCUGUAAUAAUUAACUUUUAACGAAUAAACAAUUUGCCUGCAGUUA
Bradysia coprophila is the source of this 1141-nucleotide messenger RNA. RefSeq names its product kallikrein-7-like. Gene Ontology annotation, biological process: proteolysis. The record is from RefSeq and is a predicted model, not a curated record. Lineage: Eukaryota; Metazoa; Arthropoda; Insecta; Diptera; Sciaridae. Gene Ontology annotation, molecular function: serine-type endopeptidase activity.